Rosa rugosa (rugosa rose) is the source of this 1257-nucleotide messenger RNA. RefSeq names its product transcription factor MYB8-like. The transcript is spliced from 3 exons. The coding region runs from base 398 to 1180 and encodes 260 amino acids. The record is from RefSeq and is a predicted model, not a curated record. NCBI's taxonomy places the organism in Eukaryota, Viridiplantae, Streptophyta, Magnoliopsida, Rosales, Rosaceae.
UUUAUUGUGAUUUGUAAUGAUAAUAGUUAAUAGCUUAAUCCAUCCUUCCAUUUCAAAUUAAUACUCCUAUCAGACUAUCAGAGUCUUGGUUAAUUAUAUCUCUGUCUUCUUACAUGUACGACUUAAUUGUGAGAUAGCUACCUUGAUUGACUUUGCAUUGUUUGCUUCUAUAACCAAAUUAAAUUCUCAGCUUUCAAACUAGGGAUUCUCUAGCUAAAGAAAUUAUUUGGAAGGGGAACCUAUUCUUGAAUAUGACUGCUUAGCCUUUGAAAAGCUUCCCAAUUAUUGGAGAAUUUAGACUUGCCAACACGUUGAAUACAGGGACUUUGUGAUGAUUUAGGCAAAUGAUGACAUAACAAUGAGCAGCUUGAAUCUCUGAGACAGAUUCUGUGGAAAAAUGGUGAGGAGUAGUACUCAGCAGUGUGAUGAGAAGAGACCUUUGAAGAAAGGGCCAUGGAGUCCUGAUGAGGAUCACAAGUUGAUAGCUUACAUUCAAAGAUAUGGUAUUUGGAAUUGGAGUCAGAUGCCUAAACCUGCAGGUCUGGCAAGGUCUGGGAAAAGUUGUAGACUUCGUUGGAUGAAUUACUUGAGGCCGGAUAUUAAGCGCGGAAACUUCAGCAAGGAAGAAGAGGAGACCAUAAUCAAGUUGCAACAGAAUAUGGGAAACAGAUGGUCUGUGAUUGCAGCAAAACUUCCUGGAAGAACUGACAAUGAAAUCAAGAAUUACUGGCACACCCACUUGAAAAGGCGCCUCAACAAUGACAAAGCCAAAAGCGUCGAGAAUACUUCAUCUGAAACUGAAACCUUUCUUCUUGAUAAGGAAGCUCCAAAGGCAUCACAGUUGGAAACUUCUAGAGAAAACUUCUCUUCAUCAAGUUCUGGUAUUGCUGAUGAAGUUUAUCACAAACCCCAGAUUCCAGAACAGCAGAGCAUCUGUGAAACAUUUGGUGAACUCCAAAGUUUGUGGACAGAUUCUCAAGUGACAUCAACAGCGGUGAAAAAUUCUGAGGCUAUGUUUACAGAUUCUGCUGGAUUUACAUUAUCAAGUGAUGCUGAUCAAGUGUGGCUGCAGCAAGAGCCCAUAUUUCCAUGUGGUUCCUAUAGUGAUGAUGCUCAUGUUCCCAUGAGUGACUAUUGGGUCAAUUUAUCAGUACAGUCUGAUGAAACAAAUGGAAUGUGAUGACACUCUCUUUGCCAUUUUGAUGCUAUCUUUGAACUUCAACUUAUUUUGAACUAGUAGAAAUGUAUUUGGUUGCU